UGCAAAAAGGAGGACCUGUCCAGACGAAAUGGGGGUGGAAAAAAAGCUCGACGCCAAGGCAUGAUAAAGUCCAGUCUUGGGGUAGAACACCGGCAAAACUAUGAACUUGAUUAUUCAUGUGUGUGUCGUUUUCCCUUCUCUCUCUCCUUCUCGUGGUCGUGCCGCUAUACUCUCAAUCGAUUGGCGAUAAGGGAUCUUGGCGACCUUGAGGAAGUUGGAUCGGCGCAACCGAGCCGAUCCUGCUUGUGUGCCGUUCAGCUCGACUCUGCCCUCAAAGCCUGGGGCUCUGAAAUGGCCUGGCCAGACUCCAGGCUGCAAUCUCCCCCGGUCGUCGCCACCACAACCCGGCGUCAAGCCGUCCCACUCGUUACCGCCCCAGUCUACAGACGGCACCUCCUGCUCCUCCUCUGUCUUCAACCUUGCUUCCUAUCGCCUCCACGUCACCAUCUCGCUCUAGCCCUCCUACAGACCUGCCUACAUCCCGUUGGUUGUCAUGGCGACCGGUGUUGCUUCCCUGUGGUCGGACGCACCGGGCCCCGAUGUCAUCCCGUGCCCGGGUGUCGCAAGGCCUUUGCGCCCGACUGCUGCCGAAACACGCGACCAGUCAUUACGCGCUACGGAGUGAUGCACGGCUACGCUCUGCUUUUGGACGAUGAGUACACCUACCGAGACAAUGGACGUCGUUACCUGCAGGUGGGUGGGGCAACUUGCCGCUUGAGCGCGCACCCCCAGGCCUUUACAGUCUCGUGGUGA
Molecule: messenger RNA, 753 nt
Organism: Protopolystoma xenopodis
Lineage: Eukaryota; Metazoa; Platyhelminthes; Monogenea; Polystomatidea; Polystomatidae
Source: the annotation of a GenBank genome assembly